UCCAGACCAAAGACUGAGACAAGACAAAAUGUUCUCUCUCAGGGGUAUCAUUGCCCUUUUCCUUAUGAUCAACUCAAGUUACGGAUCUGAGAUUAUCAAUGGGAAAGAAGUGAAGCCUCACUCGUUGCCCUACAUGGCUCUGCUGGAGUCAAGCGAACCAGUCUGUGGGGGAAUAUUAAUUGAUCCGAACUGGGUUCUGACUGCUGCACACUGUGAAAGUAUUAAGACUAUUAAGACUGUGUUGCUGGGGGUACACUCCAUCAAGGAGAAGAAGAAUGAACAGCAGUUCAGGCAGAUCCUUAAGGUAUCAAGAAGUAUUCCUCAUCCUUGCUAUGAUAGCAAAGAAAAAAACAACGAUCUCAUGUUGCUCAAGCUGGACAAAGCAGUGCAGCAAACCCAAGGGGUGAAACCUCUAAAGCUGAAUGAACGUGCCAAAGAGCCAGCAGCCGGUUCAGUCUGUAUGGUGGCUGGAUGGGGACAAACCAAAAAAGGCAGAGCUACUUUGUCAGAUGUUUUAAUGUCAGCCAAUGUGACUGUGAUCGACAGAAUGAAAUGCAACUCAAAAAAAUAUUACCAACUUCAUCCAUACAUAACUAAGAACAUGAUAUGUGCUGGGGCCAGUGGUAAAAUCAAAGGUGACACUUGUCAGGGAGAUUCAGGAGGGCCAAUACUGUGCAAUGGAGCUGUAGUUGGUGUCGCGUCUUUCGGUUACAAAUGUGGAAUCAAAAACAAGCCUGGAGUCUACGCUUUCCUUACCGAAGAUCACCUGAAGUGGAUCAACAAGACAAUGAAGACUCCUGCAAAUGAAUAAAGGUUGUUCUUGAGUUGCUGUUUUAUUGUUUAAAACUGUUGUAAUUCAGCCUGCAUUAUGUUAGCAAAAAGCGUAUGUACAAGCACCAAAUGAACAAAUAAAACGCUGAGUUUUUACUUCUCACAGCAAGGCUUGAGCUAUUUCUGAAAACCACUUUAAACGAAUGAAGAGAAAAAUAUUUAUUUUCUUGCUCUGUACUAUCGGAUUAGCCAUUAACAAUCCGAGUAGAUCCUUUUCAGCAGCAAAAAAGGAACUUUUUUAAAUUUUUUACAAUUUUUGUUUAAGGAAGAAGUGUGCCCAAGUU
Poecilia reticulata (guppy) is the source of this 1115-nucleotide messenger RNA. RefSeq names its product granzyme A-like. Lineage: Eukaryota; Metazoa; Chordata; Actinopteri; Cyprinodontiformes; Poeciliidae. Gene Ontology annotation, molecular function: serine-type endopeptidase activity. Gene Ontology annotation, biological process: proteolysis. The record is from RefSeq and is a predicted model, not a curated record.